This is a messenger RNA of Hydractinia symbiolongicarpus, 1284 nucleotides long. RefSeq lists its product as uncharacterized. The record is from RefSeq and is a predicted model, not a curated record. Lineage: Eukaryota; Metazoa; Cnidaria; Hydrozoa; Anthoathecata; Hydractiniidae. The coding region runs from base 1 to 1284 and encodes 427 amino acids. The transcript has 2 exons.
AUGAAAAAAUUACUGAAACUUGAACAGGCGAAUAACUUAACUAACAUAGAAACAUUGCGUAAUGUAUUUGUCAACGUUGAGACACAAGUGAGAAGUCUGGAAAAUUUAGAUGUCACGUCUGAAAAUUAUGGUCCGCUAUUAAUACCGGUACUUAUGUCGAAACUUCCAGAAGAGCUUAAUUUAAUUAUUACUCGUCAAUUUAACGACAAAGAUUGCUGGGAUAUGAAGUUAGUUUUAAGAGCGUUAAAAUCGGAGAUCGAACCACACGAUAACAACCCGUUUUCAUCAUUGGCAUUACCAGUUCACUAUUUACAUCAAUCGAACCGCGAUCUUCCGCACAAUCAGCAUAAUUAUCGCAAUCAUCAGAAUAAUCAGAAUAAUUAUAGAUGCAUAUUUUGUGACAAAUCGCAUAAAUCACAGCAAUGCCAAAUAAUCACUAAUUUCGACGCAAGGAAAAACGUGUUACGUGACAAGAAGAGAUGUUUUGUUUGUUUGAAAGGUGGAAAUUUAGCCAAGUCUUGUUAUUCUAAGAUUAGUUGUUUAAAGUGUUCGGGUAGACACCUUGUUGCUAUUUGUGAUAAGAAAAGGGACGUUGACCAAGGUCGUAGAGAUAAAGAUGGAACCGAACAAGAAAAACCAGAAAAUGUUGCUGGUGCCACUUCGUUGGUUACAAGUUCAAAUUCGUUCGACAUUCCGAGUUCCGUUAUGUUGCAAACCGCUAAAGUUAAAGUUGUUAAUACUACUGAUCCUUCAAAAAUUGAGAACACGAGAAUUUUGUUCGAUAACUGUUCCCACUUAAGUUACAUAUCGCCAGAGUUAUGUGAAAAAUUGCAAUUAAAGGUUGUUGGUAAGCGUGAGAUUUGCAUCCGUAUUUUUGGUAAACCUUCGUUCAAAGAAACUUUACAUAGGGUGCAGUUUUCAGUGAUUGGUUUAGAUGGAGAUAAAAUCAACGUUGAUUGUUACGUGAAAAAUAUUUGUCAUCCUUUAACAGGACAGAAUUUGAAGUAUAAACACUUGAAAGACUUACGUUUAGCUGACAGUAACUGCAAUAAUAGAGAUUUGGAUGACUUGUUGGGUGCUGAUAAUUAUUGGAAAUUUUUUUAUGGUAGUAUAGUUCGGGGUGCGGAUGGGCCAGUUGCUUUAAAUUCAAUGGUUGGCUACAUUGUAAGUGGGCGCAUAGGGUCGAGUGAAGGUAGUAGAAGUGCAGUCUUGGUAGCAAAUGUAUUGAAGAUUGGGGCUGAGUUUGUCGAAGAUAAGUUGGAUAAUCAGUUGGAAAAGUUUUAG